Messenger RNA from Aureobasidium vineae, 1935 nucleotides. NCBI's taxonomy places the organism in Eukaryota, Fungi, Ascomycota, Dothideomycetes, Dothideales, Saccotheciaceae. The record is from the annotation of a GenBank genome assembly.
AUGGCCACUUCAAUUAACCUGAAUACUAUGCAGCCACAGGCCAUGCAUCCCCCAACAAAUACCAACAACGAGGCUGCUAGCCAGGCCAGCCCUCGAAAAGCAACAAAAAGCUGUCUAAAAACUCAGACAUCGACAGACGGGGUCGACGAAGAGGUAGAUGGCGAGAAGAGCACCGGCAAAGAAGACGCAGACACAAACGCACCUGCCAUGGCCACACACAUGAACAUGUCAGGUGCUCUUCAACGCAAGAUGUCGGAACUCCAAGCCAGUGGCUGGAGACCGCCGGAAGAGUCAUUCGAUAGUGACGAUGACUACGAUGGUGUCGACAUGAUUAGCAACAGCGAUGACGAAGAAAAGAGUAUGAGAAAGGCUGAGGAGAAGCUGAUGGCUCAAGAUGAAGAUGACGACGACGAGCACAACGCUGCUCUGGCACGAAGACUUAGUUUGUCCAGCCAAAACAGCAACCAAGCCGAGCUGGCCUACCUCGAGUUCAACGACGACUACCUCUUGGGCGAUGUCCCUUUCUCGCAGCCUUGGCUCGAUGCUGACGAGAUCAUGGCCGCGCCCGAGUUCUUCCGUGAGGGAAGNCCCCUGACAAGGACUGAGAGCGAACAGACCGUGCCCCCUCAGCGUCGUGUACGCUUUGAGGAGAGAGCAGACAUGUCUGACGAGACCGACUCGGACAACGACAGCGACUUCUUCCCCGAUCUCUUCAUCCAACAAGACCACCUCGACCCGCGCUUUAGACGCUUGAUCGAGAAGGAUGACGACCACGAGUUGUACCAGGACGACAGUAGUAAUGCCGGUUCUGAAUGGGACUUUGAGGCCGAUGAGAUGAGAAUGCUACUCAUGGACGAGGAAGAGGAGGAAUCGGAUUCGUCAGCAGGCUCCAGCGGCUACGAAUGUAUUUCCCCAAAGCCGAUGACGGUGACACUACCGACGAAGAGCCCAUGCCUCCCCCACCCAAGAGAGCUUCCACCGCACCUACAAGCCCCAGUAGCAACNCUCGCCACUCCUCGCCCUUCCAAUGCAAGCUCAACCCGCAUCAGAUUGCCCCUUCGCAAGAACAAGAACAAGCGCACCCCUACACAGCCCAAGAUGGGAACAUUCAUCAUCGACCCUCACCGCCCUGUUCUCACCAUUGAUGGUGUUGGUGUUUCGCAAAAGAGCACUUUAUGGCCUGCGAAGAUUCAAUCUGCUGCUGACAAGCAGUUGUGGGAGCGCAUGCACAUGCUGAGCAACACCAACAGUCGUGCUACUAGUCGUACCACCAGCCCUCGCCAGUCGGUUCAACUGACUCCUUCUGGCGAGAGCGACGCCAUGAGCAUUGGCGAGGAGAACGACUUCUUCGACUCUUUCGGUGCCCUUCGUACCGAUCAAGUCAUUGGUCCACCAGAAGCUUUUACUCCUUUUGUUGAUGUCACUGCUUCCGGUGCUGUCAUCCACGACUUUGGUGCUGCCCUUCCUGGUGCUGAAGCAGAGGAAGAACAAGACCCUAUGUGCUUCUUGAACUUUGACGAUGACGACGAUGAGGAUCAAGACAUGCCUGAUGAGUCUGACCACGCCGCCUCUCCUACCACCCAGUCUUUCUCUUCUCAAGUCACAAACACUACUUCAUCCCAACCUGGCGGCUUUGAUCUGCUUGCUCAUCUCGACCGCCACGGAGUCGUUGGCUCCUUCCGCCGCAAUCAACACUUCGCCAAAGCCGUUGGUUCUCUGCCUUCGCACCCUGCUCUCAGAGCUUCUAUGUCCGAGACAAACGCCAUGCAGACAGGUCGUCGUGCUGCAGCCAACACACCCAUCACACCUCUAAGNAAAAAGAAGGCAAAGGGUGUUGGAGCUCGCAACUCUCCCAUGACCACUACAAGUCCUCUUACCAAGAGCCCUCCUUUUAAGAAGAAAGGACCCAUCAGAGGCGGUUUCAGCCGUCGCUGA